AAAAUAAUGAAAACUGUGGUUAAACUGGCCACACAGACACUCCUGAACUAUAGUGUUACAAAUAUGAGUGGUGUGGACAUUUACUAAUAUGUUCUAGAAGAGUGGCACAGUGGACACUGGCACCGAUGCCUCAUACCUCCAGGGCUGGGGGGGGAGGGGGGUGCAUGAUCUCACCAUAUUAGAUAGGAAUCCCAUAACUACUCUGGUCAUGCAGUUUAGCUGAGUGACACCAUUUAUAUGCCUACAAUGUAUGACUGGGUAUCUCCCCUGCGAUGGCCUGGCCAUCCCAUCCAACGUUAGGGAUGGGGUACAGCCUCAUGCCCUGCGCUGCUCAGUAUAGGCUCCAGGCCCACUGAGAUCCUGACCAGAACAGGAUGAUGGAAGUUGGGUUCUUCCAGAAGAGCUACUUGCUCUUUAUUCAUACUGUGGUAAUGUGCAGUACAAAUGGCAGACUGACCAAAUAGAACAUCUGUACAGGUUUUACAUGUAAAAAUCUGAAGGUCAUUCCUGCCAGCUAGAAAUAUCAAUGACAUCCUCCACAGCCAGGCUAGAUAUUUAUUAUACUAUUUAUUAUACCAUUUACCAGCACAUCAGUUGAGUUUAAGCUGUUCAUACAAAGAUUUGUUGUUUACUUUGGGAAUCCAUGGUGCCCAGCAUCUUAAAUCAUCGCAAAUAUUCUGCAGUGUUAUCACCAGCAUUUUACAAAGUUUGAAUCAUAACAGCAGACAGACAGACUCCUGACCAUUCUGCGAUCAAGACCGAUUUUCAACUCCUGCUGAACUACUACGUUGUCUUCAGAUUAUUUUGGAUUGAAAUCCACAUGAUGGAGGAGUCUCAGGUUACACUGAUUCAAGAGGCAGAUCAGAGGCAGCAGAAGGCCCGGGACGAGCGUCGAGCCCUAAAUGCAGCGGAUCUCCCGGAUCUCCAACCCUUACCCCCAAAGGAUCCCACAGACCCAGCCUUGGAGGCUCUUUGGGAGGCCAGGAGGACAGAGCCGCUGAGGAUCCACGGGCGCAGCGUGGAGGAGUACAGGGCGAUGUACCGGCGGCUCGUGGAACCAAGGCUGCUCUACCCUUCUGGCCGACCUCGCCCCCACUCCCUCGAUCUGGGGCGCAGGAUAAAGCAGCGCCUGUGGGUUGCCGUCUCCUGCCCGAAAUUCACCGAACAGGUGGGAGACAAAAAUAUAAUUGACAUCGCGGAGACCUCUGGCAACCCGGGGCUGAAGGGUUAUGCCCCCCUGAUCGAGGUCGAUGUGUGGGACGAGCCCCCGGCCAAAGAGCCUCCAAAGAAGAGAGCGAGACAUUAGUCCCUGCUCCAUGUAUAUAAUGUAUAUAUGUAAAUAAAUGUAAAUAUGCAUGUAUUAUACAUAGGUUCAGUAAAAGUAAAUAUAUAUGGGUUAAUUAUAAGUAAAUAUAUAUGGGUUAAAUAUAAGUAAAUAUAUAUGUAAUAUAUAGGUUAAAUAAGUAAAUAUAUGUAAUAUAUAUGGGUUAAAUACAAGUAAAUAUAUCUAAUAUAUAGGUUAAAUAUAAGUAAAUAUAUAAUAUAUAGGU
Molecule: messenger RNA, 1550 nt
Organism: Brienomyrus brachyistius
Lineage: Eukaryota; Metazoa; Chordata; Actinopteri; Osteoglossiformes; Mormyridae
Exons: 2
Coding region: 821-1306 (161 amino acids)
Source: RefSeq, a predicted model, not a curated record